AACCAGCACAGCAAAGAACAUUACAGUACAUCAGUAUAUCAUUAAAUCAACAAUUCAGUUGGCGCACACAAUUUAGAACGUUCAGACUGGAUCUGCAUCUAUCAUACCGUCAGAUUGAAUCCUCUUCCAUCAUAUUUGACACUCCUGCCGGAGUUUGGCAUAUUUCUUGAUCAUUCAUUCUUAAAGCAAAGAGCAGAAUCGUUCAUGAUAGCAGCAAGAUGUACAGAUUAGACAACAGCAAUCAAUUUGCAUCUCAGGUAUCUAGGUAGGCAGCUUUUUAUUCCAUACAUAUUCUUUGGGGACUUUUACAUUAAUAGAAGAACUAUCAUUCCGUCCUCUAAACCUUUUGUAUUUGGCCUUGGCGCAUUCUGCGGCGGCUACAACCACAACUUUCAAAAAAAAAAAAAUUGGUUGCAUGGCUGCAGACAAAAUUCACUCAUUUUUUAUUUGAAAAAAGUCCAAAUUUGAUUACGGUUUUAGGUUCAAAAAGUCUGCGACUUUCAAAUUCCCCGUUUUGAAGGAUUUGAAUGAGUCCGCGCGAGGGGUGUUUUGAGAAUUUGACCAAGGUGGCUCUGAAGGCAACUUCUGAAUAUAUAGGAUAUCCUCUGUCAACAAAAGCACUGUUAGGCUACUACAGCUUCUCGUACAAUAACAGCAUACAAGCUGCAUCUUGCAUUUAUCGACAUGUCUCCUCCGUUCCUCCAAACGCUACCACGAGAGAUCCGCGACUCAAUCUACACUUACAUUCUGGGAAGCCCGGAUGGUGUCAUUACGUUCUUGCCAUGGUCUAUAGAGGUCGCGCGAUCACUUUCCAUACUUCGAACAUGCAAACAAAUACAUAGAGAAUGCAAGGAUGUAAUUUGGAAGCACAAAGGGUUGAGACUGCGGGAGUCUACUCAAUUAGAAUACAAACUCGAAAAUAUAUACUCGAUGCUUGGCGAAACAGCACGAUGGCAUAUACUUAUACAAUUGGAGGUGUUGGACUGGGAUGAAUUAGAAUGGGUCGGCAGAAGUCUGGCAUCAAUUGCAGGGUCUUUGCAAAAUCUGCAUGGUAUUACGAUCAAGGCGAAUAAAGAACGGCCACAAACGGUAGAGGAGUUCGAGGAUAUCCUUGAUCUAAGAGAGAAUGGGGAAAUAGUCGAUGGGAGGCUAUAUCAGGAGUACCCUGGUAUUCCUUCGGCAGACAAGGAACCUCGGACUUGGAUGAUAAAUACUAGUUGGCCUCGAUUGUCUCCUUGGGCAAAGAGGAAAUGGUUGGCUGAGAUGCUGAUUGAUACGGCAGAUACAAGGAAGCUGUUGUAUGGAAUUCAUAAUAAAUUUGGCGGACGUUUAUAUGUGGAUGGAGUGCUGUGCUUGAAAGAAGGGAGUCAGACUGUCGAAGAUUUCAAUCUUGACGCAAGAGAUGGAGAGAUUAAAAUUAUACCCGGACGUAGGAUAGAGAAUUGCUGAAUCAGGGUUGUUUGAUUUAUACUAGUUCUAGAACAUCCAAAGCUUUCGAGUCUAGGCUUGGUCACUUUUUGAAAACUAGUUCAAUUUACUCAUUACAACCAAA
This is a messenger RNA of Sclerotinia trifoliorum, 1552 nucleotides long. The record is from the annotation of a GenBank genome assembly. Lineage: Eukaryota; Fungi; Ascomycota; Leotiomycetes; Helotiales; Sclerotiniaceae.